Messenger RNA from Stylonychia lemnae, 3378 nucleotides. The record is from the annotation of a GenBank genome assembly. Lineage: Eukaryota; Ciliophora; Spirotrichea; Sporadotrichida; Oxytrichidae.
AUGGGAGUACCAGCAUUUUUCAGAUGGCUAUCUGUCAGAUAUCCAAAGGUAGUUAUGGACGCCUUGACCGAAGAUGAGUUAGAAUACAUGUACUCUGACUUCAAAAAGCAAGGAGGUGAUCCGAAUGAGAUAGACCUACUUGAAGGCGAUCUAGAUGGGGAAAUUUAGAAAAAAAUUAAGGAUAAUAAUCUCGAGCAUGAUAAUCUAUAUCUUGACAUGAAUGGUAUUAUUCAUCCUUGCGCGCAUCCUUAAGACAAGCCCCAGCCAACUUGCGAGAAUGGAGUUGCUCCCAGAGCGAAGAUGAAUCAACAAAGAUCUCGUAGAUUUAGAGGAGCAUUAGAUACCGAAGAAAGAGAAAUAAGAGAAGAGGAAAUCAAGAGCAAAUGGGCUAGGGAGGGCAUUAAAUUUUCAGAGAGAGAACCCGAUAGUGAAAAGUUCGACCAGAAUGUGAUCACUCCUGGAACUGAGUUCAUGUGGAGACUAAGCAAGGCUCUUCAAUACUAUGUACUCGAAAGAAUAUAAACAGACGAUCUCUGGAGAAACAUCAAAGUAGUCUUUUCCGAUGCAAGCAUCCCAGGGGAAGGAGAACAUAAAAUUCUAGAUUUCAUAAGGUCACAGAGACUGGCUCCUGGCUAUGAUCCAAAUACUAGACAUUGCAUCUAUGGAGCAGAUGCAGAUCUAAUUAUGUUGGGAUUGAGUACUCAUGAACCCCACUUUAGUAUCUUAAGAGAGGCUUUCCAAAUGGACUCUGACAAAAAAUGCUCUCACUGUGGACAGCAAGGUCAUCUCAACUCAGAGUGCAAAACAAACCCUGACAAUCAAACUGCCAAAGUUUAACUCUCUAAGACCGUGAAAUUUUAAUUUGUAAAGCUCAACGUAGUAAGAGAAUAUCUCUUCUUAGAAUUUAAGGAUCUCUAACUCCCCUUCACAUUCGAUUUUGAGAGAAUAGUAGAUGAUUUCGUGUUCCUUUGCUUCUUCGUGGGAAAUGACUUCUUGCCUCACUUGCCAAGUUUACACAUCAGAGAGGGAGCUCUAGAUGCCAUUCUGGUGAUUUAUAAAAAUUUAUUGCCGUCAUUAGGAGAUUAUCUGACCAAAAAUGGCGAAAUUGAAUUCUCAAAAGUUGACAUUGUGUUCAAUGAUAUUGCCAAAAUUGAGGAAGAGAGUUUCAGAGUAAAAAAAUAAAAUGAAGAGAGAUAUACUUAGAGACAAGCUCAAAAUGCAGCAAAUGGUUCUAAUGGUAGAGGAGGCCGAGGUGGUUAUUAAUAAAGAGGUGGCUACCAAAACAGAGGUAAUCAAUAGCAAAGACCAAAUAAUCACAUUAAAUUUGAUGAUCCAAAACCAGAUUAAGCUGUUGAAUUAAAACCCUCUUCAGCAGUCAAAGAAGAUGAAGCUAAACCAUAAGCAGUAGCUGAAGAAUAAAAAGAUGAGACUAUCGAGUAAUUUGAGUCAAGAUAGAUCCAGGAAAUUGGGAAACUUUAAUAAUAAUUAAGCGAGGAUGAAUUAAACAAAUUGGCUUCAGAAAAAAUGAAAGAAAUUGUGAAGAAACUACUUAAUGAAAAGUCAAAGAUCAUGGCUGACUCAUAUGUUGAUAGAGUUUAAUUCGGUACAGAAGGUUGGAAACUGAGAUACUAUUAAGAGAAAUUUCACAUUGAUGAGACUGAUUUCUAGGAAUUCACAUAAAAGAUAAAGCAGGCUUACAUUGAAGGACUUUAAUGGGUUUAUUCAUAUUAUUAUAAAGGAUGUAUAAGCUGGUAUUGGUUCUAUCCUUAUCAUUAUGCUCCAUUCGCAAGUGAUCUUGUCAAUUGCGAUAGAGUCGUUAUUAAGUUUGAGAUGGGGGAGCCAGCUAGUCCUUUUGAAUAACUUAUGGCAGUCAUGCCUAAAUAAUCAGCGCAUUGUCUACCUUAAUGCUACAGACAUCUCCUAAGCAGUCCUGACUCUGAAAUCAUUGACUUCUACCCAAUAAAUUUCAAACUUGAUAUCAAUGGAGCUAGGUAUGCAUGGAUGGGAGUCAAUCUUUUGCCAUUUAUUGAUAGACAAAGACUGAUCAGAGCUAUGAGAAAAGCAGAUGGUAGCGGGUAGAAGCUUUUGCCAAUUGAAGCUGAAAGAAACAGAAAAGGACAAGUCAUGCUAUUUUUCCAUAAGGAGGAUAAAUCCGAAAGUGCUUUAUAGCAAACACUAUUGAAGCAUGUAGGUUCUAACUUAGAGCUAUUCUCCUGCUAUGAGAGAAAAGAUUAGAUUGCAGGUACAAUCAGAAUAAUUAAGGUAGCUGCUUAGAUAGGAUAGAAUUUGGCAAAGCCACUUAACAAAUAUGAUGUUCAGGACAUUAAAGACAACCAAGUAUAUCAAAUAGCUUACGAGAGCUCUGAAUAUAAAAUGCAUUUGACAAAGCUAUUAGAGGGAGUUAAGCAUCAAUAGAAAGAAGUCGAAGAUUUUGAGAUUUAUCAUGUAAAUAGGAGAUUUUUCAAUGGAGAAAAUGCAGUGAGGAUGCUUGAAAGAAUACUUGGAAUUGAUGCGAGUGUGUCAGCUAUCUAUAGACCCUAAGGUUAUGUUAACAAUCAUUCAACCUAUGGCUAAGCAAGAGAAGUGAGACCAGGUUAAUCUGUAGAAGAAUAUCAAUAAAAUAUGCUAGGCAAGAGAGGUCAAAGAGAUUAUCAAAAUGAAGAUGGCGGGCACCACUAGAAUAAAAGAUAUGAAUCGAACUAUGGUGGAAAUAAUAAUUAUAACAGCAGUAGUAGAAGCAAUAAUAGUCACUACAGCAAUAGCAACAAUAAUAGUAGUGGUGGAUACCAAGGUAGACAUAAUAGCAACUAUGGCUAUCAAUAGUCAUAGAAUUAUCAGCAUGGAAAUCAGGGAAGUUAUAAUUAAUACAAUCCUUAGCAUCAGUAGUAAACCUACACUCAACAGCCUGAGCAAUAACUAAACAACUACAAUCACAUAAACUAUAACAUUCAUCAUAGAAAUCAAUCAUCAAGUAGAGGCUACGGCAAUGAGUAACUGAGCUCAUAUCAAAGCAACCAGUCACAAUCUUAUAGCCAGUAGUAUUAAGGCCACAGUAGGCAUCAAUAAUAAAGUUCGGGUCAUUACUACUAUAAUAGUAAUGGUGGGCAUUAGAAUGACGGAUAAACUAGCAACUAAUAUUAUAAUUAGUAAUCACAAUAGUAGCAGAAUUAUGCAUCAGACUAAAAUGUUUUAUUAUAACCUUAAGCUUAGCAACAACCAACAUAAUAACCAAAUUAGCUUUUGAAUUUACUUACACAGUUAUAAUAAACUCAGCAGAGAGGUUAAAACAGCAAUAUGAGUUAGUACCAACAGCAGCAGCAAUAAAAUAAUAAUAAUGGAGGUAGAAGCUAAAAUAGAUUUUCUGGAUUUUAGGAUUGA